CGUAGUUUUCAGCCGCCUCACUAAAAAACAAACUGUAAACACACAAUCGAAGAAGACGGCGACAUGGACGAUUUGUUCAGCCCGCGAAGGCAGCUGAACAGUACGCAGGGGGAGAUCCGAGUAGGUCCGAGCCACCAGGCUAAACUCCCUGAGUUGCAGCCCCUCCCCGCAGCAGGCUCAGAACAGGUGACGGAGAAUGAGGAGCUGGUGUGGACGCCAGGGGUCAACGACUGUGACCUCCUUAUGUACCUGCGCGCGGCCAGGAGCAUGGCAGCGUUUGCAGGCAUGUGUGACGGAGGCUCUACGGAAGAUGGCUGUCUGGCCGCGUCACGAGAUGACACCACGCUGAAUGCUUUAAACACGCUCCAUGAGAGUCACUAUGAUGCCGCCAAAGCCCUGCAGUGUCUGGUGAAGAAGCCGGUUCCCAAACUCAUUGAGAAGAGCUGGUCAGAGGAUGAAGUGAAACGCUUCAUUAAAGGCCUGAGACAGUAUGGCAAGAAUUUCUUCAGGAUCCGUAAAGACCUGUUGCCCAACAAGAAAACGGGUGAGCUGAUUACGUUCUACUACUACUGGAAGAAGACCCCGGAAGCUGCGGGGUCACGACCUCAGCGCCAGCACCGCAAGCAGCCCGCGUCCCGCAAAGUGAAAACCCGCAACUCCGCCUCGGCCACCAACGCCCCGUCCCGCACGUCUUCCAUGGAGCUGAGUUCAGCGAGUGAGGAUGACCUGGAGAGCGAAGACAGCGAACAGGGAGACAAAGACUGCGUCUGUGGUCACUGUCUCACCACCAGCUCUAAGGACUGGCAGGUGGGUGGGAGGGACAACAUUCUGCUCUGCUCCAGCUGCCACUCCCACUACAGUAAAUACAGACGCCUGCCGCCGGCGCCCAAACCCGCAGACCCGCCGUACAUGUUCAAACCCGUCAAAGAGGAAGAGGAUGGGCCUGCAGCCAGGCACGCGAUGAAGACGCGCCGCAGCAGAGCACCUAUUUCAUCUCUGAGGAGUGGCCGUAAGCGGCAAACCGGUAGCCCUGAUGGGGGCGUGUCUCCUGUUCACGAGGACGUGCGGUCGGGUGGCCACGCCCCCAGCAGAGGCAGCUCCGCUUCCAUGGCGACCCGAGCGUCCAGUACUGACAGCAAGACUUCCGUCACUCCGAAGUCGGGCAAGAAGAUGAAAGUGGAGGCCGCUUUAGCGAAGGGGGUGAAGAGAGCGCGAGAAAGUGCUACCGAGGAGACGGAUGAACCCGAGCGGAAAACCAUGAAACGCCCCAAAACACAGGAGGGCGGUGACUCGCCGUCGGAGGGUGAGGGAGAGAGCUCUGAUUGCCGUAGCGCUAACGAUGAAGUGAGCAGCGACACUAAAGACAUCGACCAGGACAACAGAAGCUCUUCCCCUAGCCUGCCCAGCCCGUUGCCGGGCAACGAGAGCGACUCCGAUUCCCCGGCUCCCGCGACCGCGCCCCAAACCCAGACGAACCUCACUACUGCGCCGGAGACCACUCACACACCGUCUGAAACUCCCACCCAGGCAGCCUCCACCCUACCAGAACCCCCAGUGCAGGCUCCUAGACACUGCUCCCACGAUGGACCUCCAGAACCCCUGGUUCCGUCAGUGGGGCCCCAAAGAGGUGGCUCCCAUCGGGUUCCAGAGGUUCCCCCUCAGUCUCUCUCUGGACCCUCGGGGCCCGGCUCCUCGUUCUCUCUUCCGUCGCCAUACCCGACCUCCCACCCGGGGAUGCCACAGAACCCGAGCCAGAACCUGCCCGGCGGGCUGACGCCAAUCCACCCCCAUGCCUUCCCCCCUAGAGCCCUUCACGCUCAGCGAGACAACCCCCCUCACGUCCUACACCACGCCCAAAUCAAACCCCCGCCCACCACGCCCAUACAGCCGACCCAAAAACAGCCCCCUCCCCCUCCUCCUCCUCCUCCUCCGCCGCAUCACCUCUCCAACCCCCCCUUCCUGCAGAUACACCCCAACCUGCCUCCUCCCCCAGCGCUGAAGCCCCUGGCCUCCCUCCAUCCGCAGCACAACCCCUGCGUCCAGCCGCCGCCCUUGCACAUCAUGCCUCAGAAUCACCCGCCCCAGCUGCCGGUUCUGACCCAAAGCCAAGUCAAAGGUCAUCCGCCUGGACCCCCACCGCCAAGCUCCACGUGCCCCCACCCAGCUCAGCUCCACCCCUCCCAUCCCCAUCACAUUCGUUCUUUCCCAGAAUCCUCCUCCGCGGCGUUCCCUGCGUCCUCUUCGUCAGCCUCUGUUGCCAGUCUUCACAAUUCCUCCUCCUCUUCGUCUGCAGCCAGUGCUCCUAUUGGACCGUCACACAUGUCAGUCAAAGAGGAGCCACUGGACGAGUCUGACUGUGACAGCCCACCCCCUCCACGAAGAAGCCCCUCCCCCGAGCCGACAGUGGUCAAUACGCCUAGCCACGCCAGCCAAUCAGCAAGGUUCAUCAAACACUUGGACCGUGGCUAUAACUCCUGCUCUCGCACGGAUCUCUUCUUCACUCCGCUCGCGUCCUCCAAACUGGCCAAGAAACGCGAGGAGGCCGUGGAACGUGCCAGAAAAGAGGCAGAGCUGAACGCUCGGCUGGGGCGAGAGAGGGAGAGAGAGAGAGAGAGGGAAAGAGAGAGGGAAAGGGAGAGAGAGAGAGACUCGGACAAAGCCUCCAGAGCAUCCAGCUCUUCCCACGACAGUCGUAUGAGCGAACACCAGAUUCCAGGCCACGCCCAGCCCCGGCCCUCAUUCGAGCAGCCCCCCACCACCGUGGCUGCCGUCCCCCCCUACAUCGGCCCGGACACGCCUGCCCUGCGGACGCUCAGCGAAUACGCCCGCCCCCACGUCAUGUCGCCGACCAACCGAAACCACCCGUUCUUCAUGCCUCUGGGCCCUAACGACCACGCCCUGGCCUAUCAGAUGCCGGGACUCUACGCGGCGGACCCCGCCCUCCGGGAACGUGAGCUCCGCGACCUCAGAGAGAGGGAGAUCCGCGAGAGGAUGAAGCCGGGCUUCGAGGUCAAGCCGCCCGAGCUGGAGUCCGCGGCCCUCCCUCCCUCGGCCAACCCCAUGGAGCACUUCGCCCGACACGGCGCGCUGGCCCUGCCCCACGUGGCCGGGCCCCACCCCUUCGGGCCGUUCGUGCCGGGCAUCGGCCCCGUGGACCGCGAGCGCGUCCUGAGGCCCGAGCUGAGCUACGCCGAGCGCCUGACGGCCGAGAGGCUGCACGCGGAGAGGAUGGCGGCGGUGGCCGGGGACCCCGUCAGCAGACUGCAGAUGCUGAACGUCACCCCGCACCACCAUCAGCACUCCCACAUCCACUCCCACCUCCACCUCCACCAGCAGGACCCUCUCAACCAGGGUUCUGGUCUCCAUCCGCUGGUGGACCCUCUGGCUGCUGGUCCUCCUCUGGCCCGGUUCCCCUUUCCCCCGGGUCCAAUCCCCAACCCUCUGCUCAGCGAUCUGCCCCAUGACCACGACAUGCUGAGACACCCGCUUUUCGGGGCGAUGUAUCCGCGGGAACUCCCGGGUCCUCUGCCCCCCCUUUCAGCUGCCCAUCAGCUGCAGGCCAUGCAGGCGCAGUCAGCCGAACUACAGAGACUCGCCCUCGAACAGCACUGGCUACACGGACACCACCUGCACAGUGCGCCCCUACCUGGACAGGAGGACUUUUACAGCCGUCUGAAGAAAGAGGGCGACAAGCCAUCGUGAGAGGUGUGACGUCGCCGGACGGGCUGGUCGCUAAGGGACACGGACGAUGACGGAACACUGUGGACUUCAGAGGAACUUUUGUGUUCAGGGUACCAGCUUUCCUUUCAGCCCAAUUCAGACCAAGAACCUGUAAA
Messenger RNA from Chanos chanos (milkfish), 3836 nucleotides. It is a transcript of the gene rereb, whose product is annotated as arginine-glutamic acid dipeptide (RE) repeats b. Gene Ontology annotation, biological process: regulation of DNA-templated transcription. The record is from RefSeq and is a predicted model, not a curated record. Gene Ontology annotation, cellular component: nucleus. The coding region runs from base 64 to 3702 and encodes 1212 amino acids. The transcript is spliced from 17 exons. Lineage: Eukaryota; Metazoa; Chordata; Actinopteri; Gonorynchiformes; Chanidae. Gene Ontology annotation, molecular function: sequence-specific DNA binding; transcription corepressor activity.